Nannospalax galili (Upper Galilee mountains blind mole rat) is the source of this 4020-nucleotide messenger RNA. RefSeq names its product GLIS family zinc finger 2 (gene Glis2). The transcript has 7 exons. Gene Ontology annotation, cellular component: nucleus. The record is from RefSeq and is a predicted model, not a curated record. Gene Ontology annotation, molecular function: RNA polymerase II cis-regulatory region sequence-specific DNA binding; DNA-binding transcription factor activity, RNA polymerase II-specific. NCBI's taxonomy places the organism in Eukaryota, Metazoa, Chordata, Mammalia, Rodentia, Spalacidae. The coding region runs from base 480 to 2048 and encodes 522 amino acids. Gene Ontology annotation, biological process: regulation of transcription by RNA polymerase II; smoothened signaling pathway.
UCCUCGCGACGCGCACACCCCGCCUGGCAGCUGGCGCCCCGGGCCUGGGGCCGCGGUGGCUAGAGGGGUUUGAGGGAGGGCGGGAGCGAGCGAGAGAGCUAGGGAGGGAGGCCGCCCCCCGUGCCCCUCCUCCUCGCCCUCCUCCUCGGCCGCCGGUCCCUCCUCCCACGGCCUCCCUCCUCCCUCCCUAGCUAAGACAUCCCCGCACGGCCGGGCCGCCGCGGCCACCUUCCCUGCCCCGAGCUGCAGAUGUGGCGGAGCGGCCGGGCGCCGGGCGGCCGUGCCAGGGGAGCCCGCGCCCCGUGAGCCUCGCGUCCCGGCCCCCGCCCGCCCCGGCCCUUCCCCUGCUCGCCCCCCGCUGCCCCCCGACCGCCGGAGCCCGCUGCAGGAGCCCGAUCGCCCUGCCGCCGAGGUUCCUGCCUGAAGACCAGCUGGGUACUACAUUCUGCCUGCUGCUUUCUCUGACCCUCCCUAUCACCAUGCACUCCUUGGACGAGCCGCUGGACCUGAAGCUGAGCAUCACCAAGCUCCGGGCGGCAAGAGAAAAAAGGGAUCGGACACUGGGUGUGGUCAGGCACCGUGCUCUGCAGAGGGAGCUGGGUCUAGUGGAUGAUAGCCCUACACCUGGCUCCCCGGGUUCCCCACCCUCAGGCUUCCUGCUGAACCCCAAGUUCCCAGAGAAGGUCGAUGGGCGCUUUUCCACAGCCCCCCUGGUGGACCUCAGCUUGUCACCACCGUCUGGACUGGACUCCCCCAAUGGCAGCAGCCCCCUGUCCCCUGAGCGCCAGGGCAAUGGGGACCUGCCUCCACUGCCCACUGCUGCGGAUUUCCAGCCACUGCGUUAUUUGGAUGGUGUUCCCAGCUCCUUCCAGUUCUUCUUGCCCCUGGGCUCGGGGGGGGCCCUGCACCUACCUGCUUCCUCUUUCCUCACACCCCCCAAGGAUAAGUGCCUCUCACCAGAGCUGCCUCUGGCCAAGCAGCUGGUGUGUCGCUGGGCCAAGUGUAACCAGCUUUUUGAGCUCCUGCAAGACCUGGUCGACCAUGUCAAUGACCACCAUGUCAAGCCUGAGCAGGAUGCACGGUACUGCUGCCACUGGGAGGGCUGUGCCCGCCACGGCCGUGGCUUCAAUGCCAGCAGGUACAAGAUGCUCAUCCACAUCCGCACACACACCAAUGAGAAGCCCCACCGCUGCCCCACCUGCAACAAGAGCUUCUCUCGCCUGGAGAAUCUGAAGAUCCACAACCGCUCCCACACAGGUGAGAAGCCCUACAUCUGCCCCUACGAGGGAUGCAACAAGCGCUAUUCAAACUCAAGUGACCGCUUCAAGCAUACGCGUACUCACUACGUAGACAAGCCCUACUACUGCAAGAUGCCUGGCUGCCACAAGCGCUACACAGACCCCAGCUCACUGCGAAAGCACAUAAAGGCCCAUGGCCACUUUGUGUCCCAUGAGCAGCAGGAGCUCCUGCAGCUGCGCCCACCCCCGAAACCACCCCUGCCCACUCCUGACGGUAGCCCCUAUGUCAGUGGGGCUCAGAUCAUCAUCCCCAACCCUGCUGCCCUUUUUGGAGGCCCCAGUCUGCCUGGCCUGCCUCUACCUUUAGCCCCUGGCCCCCUCGACCUCAGUGCCAUGGCCUGUGGAAAUGGUGGGGGUGGUGGUGGGGGCAUGGGCCCUGGGCUGCCAGGCUCUGUUCUGCCCCUCAAUCUGGCAAAGAACCCACUGUUGCCCUCGCCCUUUGGGGCUGGUGGACUGGGCCUGCCUGUGGUUUCCCUCCUCACAGGCUCCGCUGGCGGCAAGGCUGAGGGGGAGAAAGGGCAUGGGUCAGUGCCUGCCAGGGCCCUGGGCCUGGAGGAUCACAAGACUCCCCUGGAGAGGACGGAGCACAGUCGCUCCCGGCCAACCCCUGACAGACUCCCCAUGCUGCCAGGCACUGUACUGGACCUGUCCACAGGCAGCUCGACGGCCAGCAGCCCAGAGGCAUUAACUCCUGGCUGGGUGGUCAUCCCACCAGGGUCUUUGCUGCUCAAACCAGCUGUGGUGAACUGAGCCUGGGCCACCUACCUACCACCAGCUGUGGGAGUCCAGCCAGCUGCUGUGGGCUUGUCCCAGACUAACAGAAACUCUCCUGCGAAUAGCAAUAAUAUCCUACUGCCUUGGGGAUCGUAGUGUCUGCUCCCUGGGCAGCUGUAGCCCCAGAAAAGCUGAGUGGCAAGGAUGGUGCUAGAAGGUCUUUGCUGGCUUCCUGGCUCCAGAGUGAGGACUUGGCCUGGACCUGCUGUCCAAGGAGAGCCAUGCUCUUAGGUGCUAAGGCCUCACUUCCAGUCCUCUAUCCCAUAGUUUAAAUGAGGCCUUCCUCUGCCUGUCCUCCUAGGACCCUCAGUCCUCCUGCCUCUCCCUCCCCCGCUGCCACCCGGUGCAUCCCUCUUCAUGGUCAGCCUGCACAGGUUGCCCUCUCACCCUGCCUUGCCCAUUUGCCAACUAGGGACUCCCCUCCACCCCCCUUAGUGAUCAUAGGCCCAUUUGGGAGCUCCUUGAACCCCUUUUCCUCUGGUCACUCUAUGGAGGGAAAGCAAGACAGACACAAGUCCUGGCUAAGCCCCAGAGAAAAGCUUCAUCCUCCCUGUCUAUCUAUAUGACAAGGUGCUUCUCUGCUUACAGAGCAGGGAGGCCCGCUCUAUUAGCGACCCCCUCUCUCCUGCCUGAAUCAGCACUGCCAGCAGGUCAGCAACACUCUCCAAAGAGGAGGGGUAGCUGACCACUCACCUGCCCCUGCACCUUGGGAGUAUAAAAGCAGGUCCAAAGGAUCACUGCCCUGGGGACAAGGGGUUGUCAGGACUGUGGUCCAGCCAGGCUUGGGUAGGGCUAAGCUCCAUCUUCACUACAGCUUAGCUUGGCCUAGGUAGUAUGUUACCCUCAGAGGCUCACAAGGCUUCAGUUCUACACCAAAUGGCAGAAGGCUGGAUGAAGACACCCCAGGUCUGGGGGUACCAAGUCAUGGAAUGCCAGGAAGGGCCCAAUGUCAGGGAGCUUUCUAGGAACCCUGGACUGAAAGCCUGGGGUGGAAGAGAGGCUAGGCAGCCAAUGAUAAGUCAUUGGAGGGCCCUAGCCCUCUGCUCAAGGAAAAGGUGACAAGAGGAAGAAGUCUGUACCCUGUGAUAGGGUUGCUUUGUCUGACUUCCCAGCUGAGCUCUUUUCUUCUUUUGUGGUGCCUCUCCCUGCCCAUAUUCCGAGCCAGCUCUUCCAAGGCCUGUGCUAUUCAGAAUUGGGUCUAGCACUUCUCCAAGGCUAGACUAAGCCAAGGACACUGGAGUGGAGAACCACAUGCUCCACAGCCCUACAAGGCUAGGUGCCCCAACUAUGCUGCAGAGUGGCAAAUCCCUCAUUUUCCCAUCUGUAGAACAAAAGAGCUGCUGGAACAGUAAUAGGGUCCUUAGUAGCCCUAUGGUUCUUCUGAGCAACUCUGCCUAUCCUAUUCUUUCCCAGACUGCCCUUCUGUCCCAGAAGGGUCACCCUGACCUGCCCUGCCCUACAGCUGGGCUUAGGACCCCAGCCCUAACAGGGCUUGGCUGUGCUGGCUCUACCCCUUGAAGGGGCUGUGAGUAAGGUAGGGAGCUGGUCUCCUUUCUUUCGGUCCAACAGAGGACCCAAGCCACCCCCCUGGCUCUGUUAGGGCCCUAGGCCUUAAGUCCCUGGCUGGGGGGUUAGGUUUGAGACACAAGCCCAGGAGCAGAGGAACAGGGCACUGGAAAGUGACAUUAGCUCAGCAUGUGAUUCAGUGAUAGACCAGGCUUACAAGGGCCGGUAUACUUGUUUUUGUCAGUUUGUUGUUGCACAUUCCAGGAUAUCAGUAUUUUAACAGGUUCUAAGUGCCUUUCUAUUGUAGCUUAUGUUUUUCCUCCUUGGCUCCAUUGCUGUUAGCAUAGAGUUUUAAAAAGAGAUAAGCUAAUGACUAUAACAAUAUAUUCCUCUAUGUGAGAGGAAAUUUAUAAAGAAACAAUAAAAGUGAGUUGCAAAGAUG